Molecule: messenger RNA, 3532 nt
Organism: Fundulus heteroclitus (mummichog)
Lineage: Eukaryota; Metazoa; Chordata; Actinopteri; Cyprinodontiformes; Fundulidae
Product: galanin receptor type 1
Exons: 3
Coding region: 947-2002 (351 amino acids)
Biological process (GO): G protein-coupled receptor signaling pathway; negative regulation of adenylate cyclase activity; positive regulation of cytosolic calcium ion concentration
Cellular component (GO): membrane
Molecular function (GO): galanin receptor activity
Source: RefSeq, a predicted model, not a curated record
CCAAAAGACAAGCUGCAAAAGUUUUAAUUCGAUGGGAGGUUGAAUACACUAAAUAUUUCAAUAAAAUACAUGAACUUAAUUAGUUACAAAGCAUGAAAAGUGUGUUAGUUUUUCUUCCACUUUAGCACAUUUUAAAGUACUUUGAUUAAAAAAGAAUUUUUACUCAAAAAAGUGAGCCACAGUUUGUGUUAAAUGAUUCAGGUUAAUUCACGUUGAUAGCUUAAUUUCCAGUAAACAGAGCAUGAGUGAUUUUACAAAAGCUGUGGGGCAUGUUUUCUUUUCUUUUCUUCCUUUUCAUUAUGAAGGCAGUAAAGCUUCACUAAGUCGUUUGUGGCCCAACUUUUGAAUCACAUUAUUGUAAAAGUUUUUUGUUUUGUUUUUUUGCGCUCAAGGCAUAACAUCUUCUGUGCCUCUUGCGCCUGGGUCUGCCUGAGAAAAUGACAAUGACCGCUGGGAUCUAAAUUAUACACGGAUUGAUUCAGAAAUGAGAAGAAUAAAUUGCAUUAAAACAAGUAUGUCUUCUUCUUUCUUUUCUGCCCCCUCCCCAGCGCCUGCCUAGUCCCUUCACCAGCAUUUCAUGGUUGGUGGUAUAGGCGCUGACGCUGAUGGCCCAGCCCAGCCCCCCUAAUUUAAAACGAAGAGACCAGGUCCAGAUGCUGGGAAUCGGGAGACAGACUGAAGCGGCGCGAUCGGAGCGCGCAGACGAGUCCGGUGCGCAACAGGAGACGGAGGCUCUCCAAGGUGCAGCCGGCGGCAGCAGAUGGUUGAUGCUGCACAGAAAACUGCUCAGCCGUGGAAUAUCGCUUUAUUUACCUGCGACUUUUAAAGUUCUGUUCAAAAGUAAAGCGCAGGGUUUGAUUUGAAGUGGAGAAACACAGCAGAAGCGCUCAUGGAGACGCAUCUGGAGCCGGUGGCGUGAAGGAGGGAGGGGAAAACAAAAUCUAUCAUGAACUUGUCAGAGUCCGUGUGGCUCCCGGGAGAGCCGUGGAACCUCACCAUGCUGGAAGAGGAUGAGGAGAAGACGCGUUUAUUCGGGAUCGGCAUGGAUAACCUCGUCACGCUGUUGGUGUUUUUGGUGAUCUUCACAUUAGGCGUUGUGGGGAACUCAAUGGUAAUAACCGUGCUCGCCCGGAGCAAGCCCGGCAAACCGCGCAGCACCACCAACAUCUUCAUCCUCAACCUGAGCAUCGCCGACCUCUCCUACCUGCUCUUCUGCAUCCCCUUCCAGUCCACCAUCUACAUGAUGAACACCUGGGUUCUGGGCGCCUUCAUCUGCAAAUUCAUCCACUACUUCUUCACCGUGUCCAUGCUGGUGAGCAUCUUCACGCUGUCUGCCAUGUCCGUGGACCGGUACAUCGCCAUCGUGCACUCCAGAAAGUCGUCCUCGAUCCGCGUGGCGAGGCACGCUCUGAUCGGCGUGGUGGUGAUCUGGAUCCUCUCCCUGGCCAUGGCAGCGCCCAUCAUGCACUACCAGAACAUCUUCCACGGGGGGAAUAACGCAACUUUCUGCUGGGAAGUGUGGCCGGAUCAGAACCAGAAGAAGGUCUACGUGGUGUGCACGUUUGUUUUUGGUUAUAUCUUGCCCCUGCUGCUGAUUUCCUUCUGUUACGCAAAGGUGAUAAAUCACUUGCACAAAAAACUAAGAAAUAUGUCCAAAAAGUCGGAGGCUUCAAAGAAAAAGACUGCUCAGACAGUGCUGGUGGUGGUGGUGGUGUUCUGCCUGUCCUGGCUCCCACAUCACGUUGUGCAUCUCUGGGUGGAGUUCGGCACCUUUCCACUGACCCAGGCCUCCUUCGUGUUCCGAGUGGCCGCACACUGUCUGGCGUACAGCAACUCCUCGGUGAAUCCUGUCAUCUACGCCUUCUUGUCGGAGAACUUCAGGAAGGCGUACAAGCAAGUCUUUAAAUGCCAGAUUGGCAGCGGUGACUGCCCGCUCAACGACAUAAAGGAGAUCCGCAGCAAGGCAGACACUCCACCCUCGACUAACUGCACCAAUGUUUGAUUGCUUGUGCCUGGUUGCAUGAACACGUUUUGAGCCAAGACACCGCAACUCACUACGAGACGGAUUGACUAAAUCAUCAGACAUGAGCUGGUUUGUAUUAUAAUCAGGGUCGGUAUUGCUGAUUGUUUCACAAGUGUGAGUCCUUGCACCUGGACUGAAGUGUAGCGAGCUAGAAGGAUCUCAGUCUGCUCACAAGAAGAGUGUGCAAUGUCUAAAACUCUAGUGAUUCAUCACGACAGAUAAUUAAAUGUCACAUCAUGAUGUAUUUAUAUUGGUAUAACAUUCAACUAUGAGGUUAUUUAACCCUCUGACUUAUUAGGUAUCAAUGUAUCUCGUACAACUUUGCUUUACACCAACUUGAGGCAUAACCACCUGCUGCUGUGGAACAAGUUUUGAGUGUCUUUAUUGUGUCUGAAGAACAAAUGGUCUUUUUUUUUCCUUUUGUACUUUCAUGCCAUUUGUAGAACUGUUAUAAUUUAUGGUUGGAGUCUUGUUGAGUUAAAAGUUCAUAUGUAUCAUAAUGGGGCAAUAGAGACACUGUUCUGGAAAGCUGGUGUGCAUGUUUAAGACGUCAGAAUAACUCUGUUUCUUAAAAAAAAAAAAAAAAAAAAAAGGAAAAACAACAGGAAUUGCAGAAUUCAGGAAUCUGAAAUAGUAAAAGCUUCAUCUGUCACAAAGAAGUUUCCAUGCAUGUUGUUUUCUUCAGGUUGUAUAUUAAAUAUAGUUGCUAAUCGGAAUCACACAGUGGCAAUAACUGAAUUACUGAAUACUAAGAUCAAGUUCAUUACAUCCACAUUAAUGUAAGGUGACAUUUUCUAUUAAACAGCUCUAUACUUAUGUUAUUAAACAAAAUAAGCAACUUUGGUUAUAUCCUACUUAUACAUCGGCAUGCUAUGCACUAGGCAUGCACUAGUUAUCCAUCUCAAGGUAUUGCACAGUUUUUCGAAAUCACCAAAGAUUUGCAUCAAAGGUUAAACUAGGCGAUUAAAGUCCCUUUAACAGAACGGCAGUGAGAAUUAUGCUGUGAGAGGAGUUCUCUUGGACUGUAUGAAGACAGCGCUAUGUCCUUACCUGUUUCAGCACACUGUCGAUCACUGCUCGACAUUUACUUUGUUUACAAAAAAAAGACUGCAGGUAGUUUGGAAAAUUAAUGCAGGAAAAAAAAAAGAUAAUGUUAAAGUAGCAAUAAGCGAAAUUUCACCACUAGGUGGGGUCUUGAGCACUGUCUGUAGACGAAAACUAGCCAUGCAGCUGUCUACCUCCAAAAUCUAAGCACCAGGUGUCUCAUUUAUAAAGCUUGCGUAAACACAGAAAUGAGCUUAAAAUGGGCGUACGUCACUUUCCACGCAAAAGUCUACCAAAAAACUUGAUUGGAAAAUGUGCAGCCCUCAUGAUAGCUCUGACGCUUGUGCACGUUCAUUUUGGAGAUAGGGUAAAUUGGUGAUGCAGAUGGUAAAGUGGCGAACUGCAGCCAAACUGCUUGAUGGUUUCUCUCAGACGUUCAAUUUCACUCCAUAUCAGACUUUAAUC